UCUGACUGAGCCCUGGCUCUCCCUGAAGCUGGAGGGGUCGCCUUGAUCUUGUUGGGGCUGCACUUAGGAUCAGGGCUACUAGUCUCAACAGCAGUCAUGUCAGGCCGCACAGUGCCACACGCCCACCCAGCCACUGCGGAGUACGAAUUUGCCAACCCCAGCCGCCUAGGCGAGCAGCGCUUCGGAGAAGGCCUCUUGCCGGAAGAGAUCCUGACCCCUACUCUCUACCAUGGCUACUAUGUUCGGCCUCGGGCAUCCAGAGCUGGGGAGGGCGCCAGGGCAGGGGCCUCAGAGCUCAGGCUCAGUGAAGGCAAGUUCCAGGCAUUUCUGGAUGUGAGCCACUUUACCCCAGAUGAGGUGACGGUGAGGACUGUGGAUAACCUGCUGGAGGUAUCUGCCCGACACCCCCAGCGUCUGGAUCGCCACGGCUUCGUGUCCCGAGAGUUCUGUCGCACCUAUGUCCUGCCUGCAGAUGUGGACCCCUGGCGGGUCCGAGCUGCUCUCUCCCAUGAUGGCAUCCUUAACUUGGAGGCGCCACGGGGUGGCCGGCAUUUGGACACGGAAGUCAAUGAGGUCUACAUCUCCCUGCUUCCUGCGCCUCCUGACCCCGAGGAAGAGGAAGAGGUAGCCAGAGUUGAGCCCUGACUGCCAGCGAUAGACCCAGCCCCCAGUGAAUCCCCUGUCUACCUCCUGUGGUGAUUCCAUAAAUCCACCACACCCCAGAGGGAGCAGCAUCCCUGGGAGAUGGGAUAGGUGCAUGGUCCACAGUGUAUGGUUUGAUCCCUUGAUGUAUCAUAGCCUUUGAUUUAAUUCUGGGUGGGGCUGAAUAAACCAAAAACCUGGGGACCUUGUU
Messenger RNA from Grammomys surdaster, 853 nucleotides. RefSeq names its product heat shock protein family B (small) member 2 (gene Hspb2). The transcript has 2 exons. The record is from RefSeq and is a predicted model, not a curated record. Gene Ontology annotation, molecular function: protein folding chaperone; structural constituent of eye lens. NCBI's taxonomy places the organism in Eukaryota, Metazoa, Chordata, Mammalia, Rodentia, Muridae. The coding region runs from base 97 to 645 and encodes 182 amino acids. Gene Ontology annotation, biological process: response to heat; protein refolding.